CAUUACAGCGUGAAAUCAAUAACCUGCAGCAGUGAACACUAAAGACGGAAAAGAGAAGAAACCGACGCUCUGGCAGCAAAAGUAGGUACUUUACAAAGAACAUGUUCCUCCCUGUUGUUUAAAGACUCUGUAGCUUUAACCUGUGUGUCACCAGAGUGUGUGUUAAACCGAAAGGGAACUAUGUGAAAGUGAAGUGGAUUUACACACCCUCUGCUGCUCACAAGACUGCGGCAUGUGAUAUCGAUUAGAGAAACACACACUGAAGACUGGCCUGUUUCAGCUCCUGGUGGACUGCUAGAGAUGCAGGGGAAGCUGAAUUCAACACUGAACUGUCCUGCUGGAUGAAGCUGUCAAGAAACACAGAUAAGGGAGAGGAGUUGAUACUUUUCUCAGCAAUCAAAAGAAGAGAAAGCAGCUGUAAACAAUUUCCACUCUGGACCAAAUCCCCUCUUCAAGAAGUGGACCAAACAUGGUGCACGUCUACAACUGCCAUCCUUUCGCCUCACAGCAGAUAGUACAGGUGGAGCAGGAGCCUGGACUGGUCUGCUGUGGAGGUGGAACGCUAUUUGUGGUCGCUACUGGAGGAUGCAAGGUGGAGGCCUACAGUGUGGAGCAGGAGGGCUGCCCUUUCAUCUGUCGCUUUGCCACCAUGGGCAAUGUGAAGAGCAUCCAGCACAGCAAGAUAGGAGAUUACCUGGUGACCAUUGAGGAAAAGAACAGCGCCACCUACCUGAGAGCCUACACCAACUGGCGCCACCAGGCGGAGGGAAAGGCCCGUGUCGGCGUGCGUCUAUUGGGCCACCUGCUGCGUGGGGCAUCCGUGCGGGGUGGAGUGCAGAUGGAGAUCAUUGAGAUCCCCCUGUCAGAGGGUCCUUUUGCCGUGGCGUGUUGCCCAGUAACUGGAGACCUUCUGGUUGGCUGUGAGAACACUCUGGUUCUGUUCGCUUUGAGGAGGCAGAACCAGCAGAGUCUGCAGACUCAGAGUCAGCAGAUCCUUCAGAGCACCUGGCCGAACUCUCAGCAGAGCUCCAGUCAGACUCAAGGUCAGACCUCGAGUUCAAACCAGAAUUUCCUGGAUUUUGAACACUCAGUUAUCCUGCACCUUCCAAAGAUCAAGCCUAAACAGGUGGCGCUGUGUGGAGCAUAUUUGGCCGUGCAGGCAGAGCUGGAGGUGCUGGUUCUCAAACUGGAUGCAUCCUCUGAACCAAACAUCCUGGAUGAAUCAUCGGACACACAGAAACAUCUGGCAGCAGAUCAUCUAGAGGACCAGGCAGACUUCAUGGUGCUUCCGAGACACCAGGAGCUGCUUGGCGAUCGAGCCAAAGACUGCGACAUCCCUGUCAGCAUUGAAAAGACCGGGCUUGAGGACAGAGGACAGUACACGCUGUCAUAUGUUCUCUUCAGGCGUUUUACUCCAGACUUCUUCCAGGGCUGCAGCGUUGAGGAGACUCAACUCCACUCCCUACAGCUUUACCCACUUUUCACCAGUAACCAGUCAGCACCUCUGGAAGAACCUGCAUGUAUGUUCUGCUUUUUCUCUCUCCCCAACGCCGGCUACCUGUACAGUUUGAAGGGUGGUGUGGAGCUUCUCUCAGCCUAUCAGUAUCCAGAGAAGGUCCUGAAGGCGGUGCUAACAGACCACCUGCUGCAUGUCAUAACAAAGAGUGCAUUACAGUGUUUCACAGUGCGCUGUGCAGCAGUAGCAGCCAGGAUAGAAGACCCCUACAUCGAUACCACCAUGAAGGCCUGUCCACCCUGCAGCCUAGAGGUGUGUGCGCUCAGGAUGCAGUUGUUCAUUGGUCUGCGCUCGGUGUGUGUUUACGGCCGCCAUGUUAUCCUGCUCUCCACCGCUGACUCAGAGACACCAGAGGAGCCUGAACGCAUCACACAACGCAGAGGCCUCGAGUUGAAAGAACACACCUUGCUGACUGGUAUUUUCCUGGCGGUGGGAAUCGAUCCCGCAACCACACCGGCUCUGGAGAGCCUUCUAUCACGGCCCUUCCUGAGCAGAAGGUGGACAAUGUCUUCUCCCAAAGAAACCAGCUCAGCCGGACAAGGAUGGAACAUCUAUGUGGUCGACACUGUCUCCCCCCUCACUCUCUACCAAGAAAUGGUGGAAUACAGCCAGCGGUAUGCAGAGACCAACCCGCAGGCCCAAAGCCUUCGGCACCUCCUCAGUGAGGCUCACCUCCUUCUCCGCGCCUCCUUACUCCAAACACCUGAGCAGCAACCAAAAGUGGAGGGUGAGACAGAUACAGACAGACCAGCUGAGAAACAGACAGUUGUACAGACAGACAGGCAAGAGCUGGAGGAGGCACUCAGGGAGAACUGUGCACAGCUGGGAGACUGUUUCAGCAGGAGCAGUCAGAAGGACUGCCACCUGGCUCUGCCAUACUACAGGAUGUCUGGUCUGUCAGUCACAGAGAUCAUAACCAGGAAUCGCCCGCAUCCCAGCAGCCCUCACUCCUACGGCCCCGGCUUCCUGUUCUACCUGAAGCAUUUCCUGUUAGAAGAAACAGAGCAGAUCCUCAGUCAGGAAGCAGCUGAUGAGGUCAUAAACAUUUUCAGCCAAUCGGAGCCCUCACAGCUCGUCAGCGUGUGUGCCAGCCCGUCCAUGAUAAACAUCAGCCCUGCACAGACGCUGCAAAUCUUACAACAUCUGGAGGACUCUGCCGGCGUGUCAGUCCCUCUGACAGUCACCAUGGCAACCAUGAUGCUGUGUUUGGACGACCUGCCACAGUACACACAGCUGAUGGAAAGACACGCAGAGAUGCUGCUGGUGUACGGGUUCAUCGAGGAGCCGAGGCUGUUGCUGCAUGGCGGAGGUGGAGGUCAGCACGCACACAUCCGUCCCACAGCGUUGACACGCCAGUUGGCAAAGUCCCAACCAGGACUGCUGGUGGCCGCCAUGGUGGCUUUACAUGAAAACAACAAAGUUCAGCUGGAACAGGCUGAUCACAUAUUCAAGGAGCUGGGCUGUGGGAAUUGCUUACAGGUGGAUUUCUGGGAGGCGAUGCUCAUGGCUUCCUCACAGGACGCUGUCAUCCAGGAACUUCUGUUCCGUCUGGCGUCUGUCUACAUCGACCGACUGGCCAACACCAAAUCAGACACAUACUCCAACAAACCACACACACCCUCAAGACGCAAGUCGCUGAAGAGUGCUGACGAUCUGAUAAACUCAUGCUCUCAUUAUGGUGCUCUGUACCCAUGGCUCACUGUUCUCAAUCCAGCUCAUACUACCAGCUCCCAACACCAGGAGGCGCUGUACAAACUGCAGUCUCUCCUGUGUGGUCCGUCCCUGUCUGUGGGCUCCGUCGUGCCCCUGAUGGAGUGUCUGUCAGAGGAAACCUUGUGGGGCUUCAGCCUGCACCUCCUCUGUGCAACCAGAAGGGGGCAGUACGACAGCAGCAUUGAAAAGCUGCUGGAUCGCUGUCCUCAGGCCAUCAUAGCCUACGCCAACCACCAGUUACAAGACAAACAUAUGGCGUUGUGGUGGCAGAAGCUGCUCCCAGAGCUGUGCAACAGGACGAGAGCUGCGACAGACAACAGCAUUUUACUGGCUGCUCUCAAAGAGACGCUGGUUGUGGUUGCCAUGGAGACAAGCCCCACAGAGUUCCUGGAGCUGAUACCUGACGAUGGCACCGCCUCAUACUUUCUGCCACACCUGUUGACAUGUAGCCAGAGACACCUACUGGCCUGACACACACACACACACACACACACAUACUUGAAUAGAGAAAUGUGUCACUCCUUCAUCCAAACCCAUGACUAGAACAAUUGGAGUGUACUUUGAAUUGACCUGUUACACCGGAGCAGUUUGGGUUUCAGUGAUUUGCUCCAGAGACCCUCAACAGUGGUGUUUGAUCCACGUGACAACACUGAACACAUGACUCUGGCUCCCAUCAGACUUCAUGUCGUGACCAGCACUUUGUUUGUCCUCAGACAAUCAUGUGCAGGUUUUUGAUUUGGUUUGUAAUGGAACAAAUUCCUGACCAACUUUUGAGUGUUAAGCACUAUGAUGGAAGAUGUAAUCAGUCACUCUUGUGUGUUUUUAGAUGACAGAGUAGAGAUAGAAAAGAAUAGAAUAUGCAGGUUACACAAGAACAGACUACAGCACAUAGAGCAGGUCAAACAGAGCAGAAAGUUUUAGGUUUGUUUGUGGUUAUGUGUUUGUAUGUACAUAUUACUUUGAAUUUCUGAGUUUUGUUGAUAUCGAUACUGUAUGUGGUGAUACCAACAUCAUUGUUAAGAUACUAUGAGAAUUUAUUUUUUAUUUAUUACAGUUCGUAGUCCGAAAACAUGUCCUGUAAUACCUGAGACCAGGAAUUAGUUUAAAGCUCUGACUGUGGGGUCCAUCACUAGAGUUCUGUCUUUUGCAUUUUUUGACUGAAUUGUAAAGAAAACACUUUAGUUUCUUGUUUUGUUUCUCCAACUCACAUAAACUUAUUAGCUGUAGUCUGUCAUAAUAUAGCAGCUGUUGAAAAGAAAAUAUUUGAUUAGAUCAACAGAUAUUAUGCUGCAAAUACCUUGACAGAUACCAGCCAGCCCUCUGUUUUAUAACGCCACUGCAGUGUGCAAACCGUGUACAUGUGUUGUCUGUUCUUCUUUGUCACUCGAGCAAAUUUCUGGAUUGUAUCCAAAAAAUGUAUUAUUCAAACCGCAAUCAACUAGGCCAAAAGAAAUAUUUUGUUGUGUCAUCUUACUCACCACUUUAACUUCCUGCUUGCUUCCUGUAAGUUGAUUAUUUUUUUUACGUGUUCUUCCUUGAAUAUAGAUAUAAAAUCUAAGAGUUUCUGGUUGGUUUGAGUUUGACUGCAUGAAGUUGCUGAUAAGCAAAAGUUCCUUGUGCUGCUGUCUUGAUUGGCUUGACUUAUUGAAUACAGAUAGUUCACUGUGUGAUUUUGUUAAGUCACAUCAGUUUCACCAAAGAGAGGAGGUGUGCCUUUAAACAAAUGCUCUUCAGUUUGACCCAGGCAAAAACAUGAUUAGAUCGUAGAUCCCUGUUGUGUAGUAUCUGCUGCUGCUGAAAUCUGCAAACAUAAGACAUUUAGAAAUAAUUGAAUCUGUCUGUUUGGUGCUGUUUGUGCAAAGAAAAAUCCUCCUUCACUGAACAGCACAGUAGAUCAUUUUAGAGGUCACAGAGCCCCAUUUGUUAAUAAAACAUGUAUUUUGAGUUUUAGAAAAUAGUGUUUUGUACCUGGAAUGGUGUUACAUGAUCAAUCCAAAGUGACUCAGGUGCGAGGUUAAUGAUAAAACAUUUAUGACAUUAGUUGUGCAUUUGUCUUUUCAGUCUUUUAAUUGACCUUUUUAAACCUGACCCCCACAAUCCCUCUGAGACCCUGUCAAACACUUGAAUUCAUUGUGUAGAAACUGGAAUCAACAAUUUAAAAGCCUUUAACAACAACAGGCCGACAUGUUUUAACUCUGAAGACGCUGCUGAACCAAGCAGAGCUAUUUCACAAACCUCUCAACCAAUGAGAGCUUCAGAACAGUCCAGAUCCAAUCACAUCUUGAGAGCACAACUCUAAACCAAUCAGACCAUUAGACUCUGAUAGAUCUCAGCUGUUGAGAUGUUUGGAGGGCCACCGUCACCUGAGGACUUUUUGGAGGUUCACCUGAAACUAGAGAGGGAACAGAAAGCAGUACCAGGCAUUGAAACAAUAAAAGGGGCAAGAGAUUAAGGAGCAGAGAGGAGCUGAGGCUAAAGCAAGGACAAGAAUCUAGGUCAAGAUAUAGACAGAGGACAAGAGUGGGACUUGUUCUGAUAAGGAGUGGAACCACAAAGUAGAAUUUAAAGAAGGUCUGAAUUAGAGCAGACAAAGAGUUUAGAGUUGCAUCAGAGCAAUGAAACUGAGCAAAAGGAAGGCGGUGCUGCUGGCCAUCACAGAAAACAUUGAGAUGGAGCUGUUUUCUUCAGAGGAGUCCUGCAUGGUGACAUUAAUACAAGAGGAGGAGGAGGAGGAAGAAGAGGAGAGCUUUUACCAGGUGUGUCUGCUGUUGAACUGCAUCUGUGCAUGCAGCUUGGAUUAAAAGAAGCACUGUGGUGAUCCUCAGACUGCUAAUAAAUGUCUCUGUGUGCGGCAAA
Messenger RNA from Epinephelus moara (kelp grouper), 6085 nucleotides. RefSeq names its product HPS3 biogenesis of lysosomal organelles complex 2 subunit 1 (gene hps3). Gene Ontology annotation, biological process: organelle organization. Lineage: Eukaryota; Metazoa; Chordata; Actinopteri; Perciformes; Serranidae. Gene Ontology annotation, cellular component: cytoplasm. The transcript is spliced from 25 exons. The record is from RefSeq and is a predicted model, not a curated record. Bases 470 to 3700 code for a protein of 1076 amino acids.